UGGGGUUGAGCCGCGCCGCUCUGUGGCCACGGGCUUCCAGCUCCGAGAACAUGACCACGGCCCAGAACGGCCACGGGCGAGUCGCUGCAAUCCCGUGUUCAGUCUCGGAUCCCACAGACCCCAGCCCGGUGCCUUACCCAGCCUGUCAGAACGGAGGAUGCGGAGGCGGCGGCGGCGACCCCGAAGCCCAGGACUCCAGGCCAGGCCCCGCCAAGUUCGUGCGCCUCUUCUCGGUGAGCAGGAAGAGGACGGGCGCCCACCCCGAGAGGCCUCGCUCCGUGGUCCUGAUGGGGCACUCUUCCACCUGGAACGCGCUGGCCUCCUUUCGGAAGAUGGGAUCCUUUAAAAAACUGAAGUCCUCCGUCUUUCAAGGAAUUCAAACCCGAGAGGGGUCCGAGGCCGCCAAGGCGGAGGCCUCGGAGCCCGAUGGGGGCCCGGCCCUCCCCAACGGGGCGGCCGUGGCCAUCCCGGCUGGCGGGCGCGGGUCCUCGGGAGCCACGGGCGGGCCACCCCAGCCUGGGCCCGCGUCCGACGGCUCGGACCCCGAGGAGGCGGACGACGCCUUCCAGAGGAGCACGCACCGCUCCCGCAGCCUGCGCCGCGCCUACGGCCUGGGCCGCAUCAGCCUCCGGGACGCGGAGCCGCAGGGCCCGCCGGAGUCCCCGGAGCCCCCGGGGUGCGCCGUCCUCGCGAAGGACGCGGAGCACAACAGCGUCGCCUACCGGAGAAGCAAGAGCACGGACAACCUGAACUUCCUGAGGAAGAGCUCCUUCAAGAGGAAGUCCGCCUCCAACCUGGCCGACCUCCGCGCGGCGCCCGACCGGCCCGCGCCCCGACGGACGCUGAGCAGCUGCUCCGCCGACUCCGAGAAGCUCGGCGGGUCAGAGCGGAGGACGAAACGCUGGAAGAGCCCCAUCAGGGCCAAGGACUUCGACCGGGUCCUCAGGCUGGUGAGCAGCGCCACCGACGCGGCCUGGAAGCGAGAGCGCCCCAAGGGCGAGGCGCCCUGUCCCGGCGAUGCCGCCCCGCGUCCCGGGCCCCGCAGCCGCCUGCACGACGACUACUCGCGCCGGGCGUCCAGCAGCGCGGAGCUGGAGGGCCGGCGGGCCGGCCCGGCCCCCGACUUCAGCCCAGCAGGGCCGCGGGGUCCCCACGUGGACGUGGAGACCGCGGUGUUUCCUCUCGAGGCCCAAAGCGGCGGUCCUGGCACCGGCAGCCCGGUGCCCAGCCCGACUGCCCAGGAAGGAGCACGCAGAGACGCCCUUGAACCAAAACCCGGCCGCCAGUUUACCUUGGAAUCCGAGCAGCCUCUAAGGCCCACCGCCCCCAAGCCCCCCAGCCCUCAGAGCCCAGGCACGGGCAAGGACCCCCACAGUCUCAGCGCGCUGUCCCUGAGUUCGGCGGACAGCAACGAAAGGGCGGAAGGUCCUGCGCCCUUCCCAGAUCUGGUGCAAGCCCCAUGUGACAAGGGCGGUGAGGACAGCGGGUCCGGAAGCCACUCUCAGCCGGGCCUGGGCGAGGCCCCGGGUCCAGAGGAAAAGGAGGAGGAGGUAAGGGUUGUUACUGAGGAAUCCUGGAGGCGGGGCUCAUCCCUGGAGGAAGAUGGGAAGGAGGCUCAGAGGACACCCAGGAGGCGAUGGGGCUCUGGGAGGAGGUCCCGGCCUCGACCGCUCUCAGACUAUGGCCAGUUUGCCUGCCGAAGUUUGUCUAUUCCUGAAGACUCAAUUGCUGUGGACCCCCAGAAGGAGGACAUUGUGGACAGUGACCACCAGCUGAGCAUGGCCUCCACAGUCCCCGCAGACCAGAAUGCAGCCACGGGCUGCCCCAAAGGAUGCCAGAGAAGGCGCCCCAUCUCCGUGAUAGGCGGGGUCAGCUUUUAUGGGAACAGCCAGACAGAAGCAAUAGAGACUCUUCUAACCCAACCAGCAGCCAGGCCGCCCGUGCCAGCUCACCAGGUGCCGCCCUACAAAGCGGUUUCGGCCCGGUUCCGGCCGUUCACAUUUUCCCAGAGCACCCCCAUUGGGCUGGACCGCGUGGGACGGCGGCGGCAGAUGCGAGCAUCCAAUAUUUCUUCAGAUGGCGGUACUGAGUCCUGUGCCUUAGUGGACGACAACGGCAGCGAGGAGGACUACAGCUAUGAAGACCUCUGUCAGGCCAACCCCAGAUACCUGCAGCCAGGCGGGGAGCAGCUGGCCAUCAACGAGCUGAUCAGUGAUGGCAGUGUGGUCUGUGCAGAAGCCCUGUGGGACCACGUGACCAUGGAUGACCAGGAACUGGGCUUCAAGGCAGGAGAUGUCAUCCAGGUUCUGGAAGCCUCUAACAAGGACUGGUGGUGGGGCCGGAGUGAGGAGAAGGAAGCCUGGUUCCCGGCAAGCUUUGUCAGGCUGCGUGUCAAUCAGGAAGAGCUGUCGGAGAAUUCCAGCAGCACGCAGGGCGAGGAGCAGCAGGAGGAUGCUGGCAAGACCCGCCACAAACACGCUGAGAGCAAGCAGCAGAUGCGGACCAACGUCAUCCAGGAGAUCAUGAACACCGAGCGGGUGUACAUCAAGCACCUCAAGGACAUCUGUGAGGGCUAUAUUCGACAGUGUCGCAAGCACACGGGAAUGUUCACUGUUGCACAGCUAGCCACCAUUUUUGGAAACAUUGAAGAUAUUUAUAAAUUCCAAAGGAAGUUCCUGAAAGACCUUGAGAAACAGUACAAUAAAGAGGAGCCUCAUUUAAGUGAAAUAGGAUCCUGCUUUCUUCAACAUCAAGAGGGCUUCGCUAUCUAUUCCGAGUACUGUAACAACCACCCGGGGGCCUGCGCGGAGCUGUCCAGCCUGAUGAAGCAGAGCAGGUACCGGCACUUCUUCGAGGCCUGCCGCCUGCUGCAGCAGAUGAUCGACAUCGCCAUUGACGGCUUCCUGCUCACACCCGUGCAGAAGAUCUGCAAGUACCCCCUGCAGCUGGCCGAGCUGCUCAAGUACACCACGCAGGAGCACAGUGAUUACAACAAUAUAAAGGCAGCCUACGAGGCCAUGAAAAACGUAGCCUGUUUGAUCAAUGAGCGCAAACGCAAGCUGGAGAGUAUAGACAAGAUAGCGCGUUGGCAAGUAUCCAUCGUAGGCUGGGAGGGACGGGACAUUUUAGACCGAAGUUCCGAACUGAUCCAUUCUGGGGAGCUGACCAGAAUCACUAAGCAAGGCAAGAGCCAGCAGCGGACAUUCUUUCUGUUUGACCACCAGCUCGUGUCCUGCAAGAAGGACCUGCUGCGCAGGGACAUGCUCUAUUACAGGGGCCGCAUGGACAUGGAUGACAUGGAGCUCGUGGACCUAGAGGACGGGCGGGACAAGGACUGGAACCUCAGCGUGAAAAACGCCUUCAAGCUCGUCAGCAAAACCACUGACGAGGCUCAUCUGUUUUGUGCCAAGAAACAGGAAGACAAGGCGAGGUGGCUGCAGGCUUGUGUGGAUGAAAGGAGACGGGUGCAGGAGGACCGGGAAAUGGGAAUGGAAAUUUCUGAAAAUCAAAAGAAACUAGCCAUGUUAAAUGCUCAAAAGGCAGGACAUGGAAAGUCAAAAGGCUAUAGUGGAUGCCCCGUGGCCCCACCACACCAGAGCUUGCACCCCAUGCACCAGCGCCACGUCACGGUGCCCACCAGCGUCCCUCAGCAGCAGGUGUUUGCCCUGGCAGAACCCAAGCGGAAGCCUUCGCUGUUCUGGCACACCUUCAACAAACUCACCCCUUUCAAGAAAUGAAAGCGGGAGGGCCGCACCUCGGCCUGUGGCCGUGAAGAGGACCUUUUUGUUCCUUCUGUGCUCGGUCCAGGGACAGUCUGGUGGACCCAGUGCUCUUCUUUGGGGCUGAAUAAAGAAGAGAAGGACCUGGACUCGCCCUCCGUCUCAGAGACACAGCUGCCUGCUUGGGAGGGGGAGAAGGUGAAGAAGCUCCCCAGUGCCCAGGAGGCUUCCGUGACUUGUGCCGAGGUGGCCGGGACUGAGGAACUGGCGACAUGCUCUGAAGUGAGUGCUGAGCAGUGACCCUGCUAGCCUCGCUGGUGACGAGUGCCGGUGCGGCAGCCCAGGUCCAGGUGCUGCGAGGAAGGACAGGAUGGCUCGGCGCUUUUGCAUUUGGUUUGAAAGGAAUGGUCGUCCUGGGUUUGGGACGUCACUGGCGCGGUCAUCCGUUCCUCUCUUCCUUAGUGUUAGGGGACUUAGCGCAGACGUGUUCCCUGGUGUCAUCUGAACCCACACAGUGGCCACAUGAUAAUUAGCAGGCUUCAUCUUGUAGGUCCUCCCCACACAGGCUGGAGGGGAAAGCAGGAUGAGCCUGUCUGGAAGCUGGGAGGCCUACAGUGCAGUAACUUCAGCCUCCUAGGGUGAGGCUGCUUCCCGGGAGGGAGCGAGGGAGGCGGGGAAACCCUGUGGCAGGCGAGAUGGCGCCAGAUAGGUCCUCUCUAGUCAGUACUCUCCCACUCCGCAGGUAACUCCGGGAGCAGAACCCUGUCAGCUGGUUCAUCACCUAAAAACUAUUCAAACAGCCUGUUUGCAAUGUACAAACCCAUUCACUUUAGUUCCAGGAUAAAGUGAAUAUGCAAAUGCACUGAUUGAAAGGCAUUCUCAUUCAAUCACUUAUUCCUGGCGCCGUCACCAAUGAAGUUAUCAUGACAGUUACAUCCCCUGAGAAAGCUUGAGCUUCAAAGCAGCCCAUCAGCUCCGUGAGGAGCCCACGUGGUUGCAUUAAUCCAAACUGUAUGCUAACCAUGCCAUUAUUGCAUGUCAGCGGGUUUCUGAAGAUUCCCUCUUUAUAAAGAGGCCUUAACAGAAUAUAUCUAGACGCAGAGAUAGCAGCCUUCCUUUAACGAGGGCCACAUGGGCUGAUACCUGUCAACAGUUUUCUCCUAGUCUUUGUCUAUAUUGUAAAUUUUGAUGAAAAAAACUUUAAAAUGUGUCUGGAGAAGACAGGCUCUGCAAGAGAGAUGCCAUUGUAAUUUACUUAGUGCACUGGAUGGGGCGGGGAGGGUAUUGUAUGACUCAAUUUGUGUUUUUCUAUUUGAAAAUCUCCUUUUUGUAUGCUACUCUUGGAAGUUCUUUUUUCUACUAGGCCCAUGCUUAAGAAUAAACAAACUGUACUGUCAAUCA
Molecule: messenger RNA, 5120 nt
Organism: Eptesicus fuscus (big brown bat)
Lineage: Eukaryota; Metazoa; Chordata; Mammalia; Chiroptera; Vespertilionidae
Gene: SPATA13
Product: spermatogenesis associated 13
Exons: 12
Coding region: 51-3737 (1228 amino acids)
Biological process (GO): lamellipodium assembly; filopodium assembly
Cellular component (GO): cytoplasm
Molecular function (GO): guanyl-nucleotide exchange factor activity; protein binding
Source: RefSeq, a predicted model, not a curated record